AUGUGGCUCCUCACGGUAAACAAGGUGUUAAGGAAGAUGCAGAGACGCCACAGCAGUAACACGGAUAACAUCCCACCUGAAAGAAAUCGCAGCCAAGCCCUCAGCCCCGAGGCAAGCGUGGAUGAAGGGGGCGUCUUCGAGAGCCUGAAGGCAGAAGCCGCCUCCCCGCCCGCCCUCUUCUCCGGCCUCUCGGGCCUCCCGGCAGGCAGCCUUCCUGCAGCCCCGUUCCCCUCCAGCCUGGUGCUGAGGGCCUCUGCCAGUGGCGGGGACGUGUUCCUCCAGAUGCCGGCGUCCAGGGAGGAGGGGGGCAGCCGGGGCGAGGGGGGCACCUACCACCACCGCCAGCCCCACCACCACUUCCACCACGGAGGCCACCGCGGGAGCUCGCUGCUGCAGCACGUGGGCGGGGACCACCGCGGGCACCCCGAUGAGGCGGGCGACGAGCACCCGGGCACGCCCGCCCCCGCCCUGUCCGAGCUGAAGGCGGUGGUCUGCUGGCUCCAGAAAGGCCUGCCCUUCAUCCUCAUCCUCCUGACCAAACUGUGCUUCCAGCAUAAGCUCGGCAUUGCUGUGUGCAUCGGGAUGGCCACCACCUUCGCCUACGCCAACUCCACCCUCCGAGAACAGGUCUCUCUGAAGGAGAAGAGGUCGGUGCUGGUCAUCCUGUGGAUCUUGGCCUUCCUGGCAGGGAACACCCUGUAUGUGCUCUACACGUUCAGUUCCCAGCAGCUGUACAACAGCCUCAUAUUUCUGAAGCCCAACCUGGAGACCCUGGACUUCUUCGACCUGCUGUGGAUCGUGGGGAUCGCAGACUUCGUGCUGAAGUACAUCACUAUCGCCCUCAAGUGCCUCAUCGUGGCCCUGCCCAAGAUCAUCCUGGCCGUCAAGUCCAAGGGAAAGUUCUAUCUGGUCAUCGAGGAGUUGAGCCAGCUGUUCCGAUCGCUGGUCCCCAUCCAGCUGUGGUACAAGUACAUCAUGGGUGACGACGCUGCCAACAGCCACUUUCUGGGCGGGGUCCUGAUGGUCCUCUACAGCCUCUGCAAGUCCUUCGACAUCUGUGGCCGCGUGGGUGGGCUCAGGAAAGCCCUGAAGCUUCUUUGUACCUCUCAGAAUUACGGAGUCCGGGCCACUGGGCAGCAGUGCACAGAGGCUGGUGACAUCUGCGCCAUCUGCCAGGCCGAGUUCCGGGAGCCUCUCAUCCUUAUGUGCCAGCACGUGUUCUGUGAGGAGUGCCUCUGCCUCUGGCUGGACCGCGAGCGCACCUGCCCGCUCUGCCGCUCCGUGGCCGUGGACACCGUGCGCUGCUGGAAGGACGGGGCCACGUCGGCGCACUUCCAGGUGUACUAG
Pipistrellus nathusii (Nathusius's pipistrelle) is the source of this 1347-nucleotide messenger RNA. Lineage: Eukaryota; Metazoa; Chordata; Mammalia; Chiroptera; Vespertilionidae. The record is from the annotation of a GenBank genome assembly.